AUGGAUAAGGAUCAACUCGCUCAGUUGCUGAAGGCCAGCACCGUUCCCAACACGGAACAGGUCAAGGCUGUCACAGCUGAUCUCCAAAAGAACUACUACUCAAAGCCCGAAUGCCUUCUCCUCCUCAUCGAGAUUGCUCUCACAAAUGACGACAGCGCCAUCAGACAGCUCGCUUCCGUCCAGGCUCUUCGCAAGGGUGCUAAGCACUGGAAGAAGGUUGCUGACGAUCAGAAGCAGCUUGUCCGCCAGCACUUGAUCGAGGGUACCCUUCGUGAGACCGUUAAGCCCAACCGUCACUCCCUGGCUCGCCUUAUCGCUGGCCUGGUUUCUGAAGACAUGGAGCUCGGCGCCGGCGAGGAGUUCCUCAAGCAGAUUAUUCCCCUCAACUCUAGCGAUAACGUUGUUUCUCGUGAAGUUGGCUCUUUCCUUCUGUUUGCCAUGCUCGAGGCAAACCCCGAGCAGUUCUCGGACCACAUCCACCAGCUCCUCGACCUUUUCCGUCCCAGACUUGAAGACCCCGAGAGCAAGGAGGUUCGCAUCAACAUUGUCCAGGCAAUCGGUGCCGUUGUUCUCAUCGUCGACGCUGAAGAGGACCCUCAGUCUGUUAAGGCUAUCCAGACCUUUAUCCCUCCCAUGGUCAACAUCCUCAAGGCCACUGUUGAGGCUGAAGAUGAGGAGAGCUACAAGGUCGUUUUCGAGACCCUGCACUCAUUCCUCGCCUACGACCCUGCCUUCCUUGCUCUGCACCUGCGUGACCUCCUUCAGGUCAUGAUGCAGCUUGCUGGCAAUGCUGAUGCUGAAGAAGACGCCCGUUCUCAGGCCAUUACCUUCCUUAUCGAGGCUGCCAACUACCGCCGUCUCAAGAUCCAGGCCAUGGGUGACGUUGCCUCUCAGAUGAUGGUUGGCGCCAUGCACAUCGCCACCGAGCUUGAACCCGAUGAGGAUGAUGAGGACAUGUCCCCCGCUCGCUCUGCCAUUGGUCUUAUUGACCAGCUCGCUGGCAGCCUUCCUCCCAAGCAGGUUAUUGUUCCCCUUCUCGAGCAGUUCCCCAAGUUUGCCACUCACCAGGACCCCCGCUUCCGUAUGUCUGCCAUGCUCUCUCUCGGAAACGCUGCCGCUGGUGCCCCCGACUUUAUCUCCACACAACUUGAGCCCCUUCUUCCCUUGAUUGUCAACCUGCUCUGCGACACUGAGCUCCAAGUUAGACAUGCUGCUUUGGUUGGUUUGAUCCACCUCGCCGAGGAGAUGGCUGAUGAGAUGGCCUCUCAGCACGAGCAGAUUAUCUCUGCUAUUCUCAAGAACCUCGACGCUGCUUCUCAAGCGGGCUCCGACAAGAAGAAUGUUAGCAUCAUUCGCUGCGCUUGCGGUGCUCUUGACACCUUUGGCGAUGGUAUCGACACCAAGAUCAUGGCCCAAUAUGGCCCUAGCCUGAUGGAGCCCAUGAUCAAGCUCCUUGACCACGAAGACUUUGGCGUCAAGGCUGGUGCUGCUUCUGCUCUGGGUGCCAUUGCUGGCUCCAUGGAUGACGCUUUCAAGCCUUACUUCGAGGGUGUUAUGAAGUCGCUUGCCCAGUUCGUCAUGAUCAAGGACAACGAGGAAGCCAUGAACCUGCGCAGUGCCACUUGCGACAGCUUGGGCCGUAUUGCCAUGGCUGUCGGUGCCGAGACCUUCCAGCCCUACGUCGUUGACCUGAUGAAGGCCAGCGAAGAGGCUCUCCACCUCGACAACCCUAGACUCAAGGAAACCAGCUUCAUCCUAUGGUCUAGCCUGUCCAAGGUUUACCAGGCUGACUUUGCCCCCUUCUUGGACGGUGUCUUCAAGGGUCUCUUUGCUUCUCUCGAGCUUGAGGAGGAAGAGCUUGACCUUCCUGGAAUCGAUGCCAGCCAACUCGGCGAGGAUGGAUCUCUCGUCAUUGGCGGCCGCCGCAUCAAGGUUAAGGCUCCUGACAGCGCUGACGACUUCACCAUCGCUACCGAUGGCGAGGAUGAUGAUGAUGAGGACGACUGGGCUGAUUUGGACAACUUCCACGCCGUCACUGCUGUCGCUCUCGAGAACGAAAUUGCCCUUGAUGUCAUCGGCGAUGUCAUUUCCAACUCUUGCAACUCCGCCAACCUCGAGAAGUACACCGAGGAGACCAUUGAGAAGGUCGCUACCUUUGCUGAGCACGACUACGAGGGCUGCAGAAAGUCUGCCAUCUCUACUCUCUGGCGCAUCUACACCCGCGUCUUCCAAAUCUGGGAGGAGAGCGCUGGUUCUAAGUGGCAGCCUGGUUUGCCUGCUAAGCAGGCCCCUCCCGCCUCUAUCGUCAGCAUUGCCCAGCUGCUGUACAAGACCACCAUGCCCAUCUGGACUAACGACUCUGACCGGGGUGUUGUUACCGACAUUAACCGCAAUGUCGCCGCUACUUUGAAGGCCUGUGGCCCUGCUGUCCUCGGUGCCCAGGGCAGCCUUCUGCAGGAGAUUGUCACCACCAUCACCACCAUUGUUACCAGAUCCCACCCCUGCCAGCAGGAUCUUGGCGAUGAGGAGGAUGCCCAAGAAGUCGAUGCUGGUUCUUCUGAGUACGACUGGCUUGUCAUUGACACCGCCCUUGAUGUUGUUUCUGGUCUUGCUGCUGCUCUUGGCCCUGACUUCGGCGAGCUCUGGAAGAUCUUCGAGAAGCCCGUGCUCAAGCUUGCCAGCUCUACCGAGGAUCUCCACCGCUCCACCGCUGUCGGCACCAUUGCUGAGGUCUGCAAGUUCACGAAGGAUGCCAUCACCCCCUUCACUGAGUCUCUGGGCCAGGCUCUUGCUCGUCGCUUGACUGACCCCGACUCCCUUACCAAGUCUAACGCUGCUUACGCCAUUGGUCUCUUGGUUCUCCAGUCUGCCGACACCGCCAAGACGUUCCCUCUGUACUCUGCUCUCUGGGAGAAGCUCCAGCCUCUCCUCGUUGUCAAUGAAAUGCGUAUGACCGACAACGUUGCUGGUGCCCUGAGCCGCAUGAUCUUGAAGAACCCCGAACCUGCUUUCGUCGCGGAGGUCUUGCCCGCUGUUGUCAAUGUUCUUCCCCUUGCCGAGGAUUACGAGGAGAACGAGCCCAUCUACCAGUGCAUCUGCCACCUCUACCAGCAAAACAACGAGACUGUCCGCCAGCUGACCCCUCAGUUGAUGACUAUUUUCGAGAAGGUUUUGGGUGAGCCUGAGGAGCAGCUCGACCAGCCUACUAGGGAGCUCUUGACCAGCACUGUCCAGACUCUCCGCGGUUAA
[Torrubiella] hemipterigena is the source of this 3249-nucleotide messenger RNA. The record is from the annotation of a GenBank genome assembly. Lineage: Eukaryota; Fungi; Ascomycota; Sordariomycetes; Hypocreales; Clavicipitaceae.